Messenger RNA from Fopius arisanus, 704 nucleotides. RefSeq lists its product as uncharacterized. The transcript has 4 exons. The record is from RefSeq and is a predicted model, not a curated record. Lineage: Eukaryota; Metazoa; Arthropoda; Insecta; Hymenoptera; Braconidae. The coding region runs from base 12 to 575 and encodes 187 amino acids.
CGGUGGAAAAAAUGAAGCGAUCAAAUUCUGCGCCUUGUCUUUUCGAAGAGGAAGCCCAGACGAAGAAGAUUAAAACGUCAGACGAGCAAGUGGGGCCGAAUACGAGAGAGUACUUGCAAUUAGCUUUAGCGAGAGUAUUAGAACUGCAAAGAGCUGUGAAUGACAAUACAUAUUUCGCUGGUAAUUCCAGUGAAACUGGAGAUUCUGAUACCGACGAGGGUGUGAUGCGUGACGUCCUGACGAGGGUCUUCAAGGACCUCCCAGGCUCUUCCUCAUCAGUUCCAUCAAUAAUCGAACGUGCGACUCGUCGUGACCCCCCAGAAUUGACUAAAAAUCGUGAAAAGAGUAUCCAACUCUCCGGUUACGACACCUGCCGCAAAAUCGCCCUGGACUUCAUGAAGACAUCAGUUAAAUCCCUCCCCCAGAUCGAAAAAACUGUCAGAAGAAUCGACAGAACUCGUGAGAGAGAUUCCCUCACCAGCGACUACGAAAUUCGUUCGCGAAUGCUUCGAGGUCUCGAUCUCCAUCUCGCAAUUAAACAACGGGAUUACACAUACAAAUUAAUGAAACUGUAAUUCCAGAUUCAAACAUUCCAAUCAUCCUAGUCACACCGCAAUUUAAAAAAUAUUUCUAGUCACAAAAUAUUUACAUCUAGUCGACAAAAUGAGAGAUAAAAAUAUUUUCAAAUGAAUAUUAAAUUAAAC